Peromyscus eremicus (cactus mouse) is the source of this 1856-nucleotide messenger RNA. It is a transcript of the gene Gfap, whose product is annotated as glial fibrillary acidic protein. Gene Ontology annotation, biological process: regulation of chaperone-mediated autophagy; intermediate filament organization. NCBI's taxonomy places the organism in Eukaryota, Metazoa, Chordata, Mammalia, Rodentia, Cricetidae. Bases 1 to 1413 code for a protein of 470 amino acids. The record is from RefSeq and is a predicted model, not a curated record. The transcript is spliced from 11 exons. Gene Ontology annotation, molecular function: structural constituent of cytoskeleton. Gene Ontology annotation, cellular component: intermediate filament; cytoplasm; cell projection.
AUGGAGCGAAGACGCAUCACCUCCGCUCGUCGCUCCUAUGCUGCCUCCGAGACGAUGGUCAGGGGCCUGGGUCCCAGCCGCCACCUGAGUACCGUCCCGCGCUUCUCUCUGUCUCGCAUGUCUCCUCCACUCCCUGCCAGGGUGGACUUCUCCCUGGCGGGGGCUCUCAAUGCUGGCUUCAAGGAGACUCGGGCCAGUGAGCGCGCGGAGAUGAUGGAGCUCAAUGACCGCUUUGCUAGCUACAUCGAGAAGGUCCGCUUCCUGGAACAGCAAAACAAAGCGCUGGCAGCUGAGCUGAACCAGCUUCGUGCCAAGGAGCCCACCAAACUGGCUGACGUCUACCAGGCAGAGCUGCGGGAGCUGCGCCUGCGGCUGGACCAGCUUACGGCCAACAGUGCCCGGCUGGAGGUGGAGAGAGACAAUCUGGCACAGGACCUCGGCACCCUGAGGCAGAAGCUCCAAGAUGAAACCAACCUGAGGCUGGAGGCCGAGAACAACCUGGCUGCCUAUAGACAGGAGGCAGAUGAAGCUACCAUGGCCCGUCUGGAUCUGGAGAGGAAGAUUGAAUCACUGGAGGAGGAGAUCCAGUUCUUGAGGAAGAUCCACGAGGAGGAAGUUCGAGAACUCCGGGAGCAGCUGGCCCAGCAGCAGGUCCAUGUGGAGAUGGAUGUGGCCAAGCCAGACCUCACAGCGGCCCUCAGAGAGAUUCGAACUCAAUAUGAGGCAGUGGCCACCAGUAACAUGCAAGAGGCAGAGGAGUGGUAUCGGUCCAAGUUUGCAGACCUCACAGACGCCGCCUCCCGCAACGCAGAGCUGCUCCGCCAGGCUAAGCACGAGGCUAAUGACUAUCGCCGCCAACUGCAGGCCUUGACCUGCGACCUGGAGUCCUUGCGCGGCACGAACGAGUCCCUGGAGAGGCAAAUGCGUGAACAAGAUGAGCGCCACGCGCGGGAGUCGGCGAGUUACCAGGAGGCGCUCGCCCGGCUGGAGGAGGACGGCCAAAGCCUCAAGGAGGAGAUGGCCCGCCACCUGCAGGAGUACCAGGAUCUACUCAACGUCAAGCUAGCCCUGGACAUGGAGAUUGCCACCUAUAGGAAACUGCUGGAGGGCGAGGAAAACCGCAUCACCAUCCCUGUACAAACUUUCUCCAACCUGCAGAUCCGAGGGGGCAAAGGCACCAAAGAAGGGGAAGGCCACAAAGUCACCAGACAUCUCAAAAGGCUCACAAUACAAGUUAUACCCAUACAGGCUCACCAGACUGUAAAUGGAGCCCCGCCAGCGCGAGAAACCAGCUUGGACACCAAGUCCAUAUCAGAAGGACACCUCAAGAGGAACAUCGUGGUAAGGACAGUGGAGACGCGGGAUGGCGAGGUCAUUAAGGAGUCCAAGCAGGAACACAAGGAUGUGAUGUGAGGUGUGCCCACCUGGUGGCCCCUGCCACACAGUGUCAAGGGCCCAAAGCUCCUCCUCAGAUAGCCCUGUUCCCAUCCACACCAGCACUUCCCUUCAGUUUUUAUGCCUGUCUGCUGCCUGAGGCUCAGUCCUUACUGAGCCUGACAGAGGGCACAUACUCUGCGCCUCCAACUAACAGGAUACUCACCCCAAAGGGGCAGUCGGGAGGGGAGGGGCCAGCAGCUGAGGUAGAAUUGCAAGGAAGGAGGAAAGUUGGGCAGAGCAGGGAGCCUUAACGGAUCGUUUCCUUCAUCCUUGUUGGUAUGGAAACUGUUGCCAGAGCUGAGGUCUCUGGGAACUGGACUUUGAGUUUCCAUAGGCUGCUGGAGGAAGACAGAAAGUCAGAGAGAAAGGGGAGGUCCCACGGCAAAGUAGCUCUAGCCAGAGACUUAUGCUUCCAGAAU